AUGUUCAUGAAUUGUGUCGCCGGGCAAAAUGACAUUUUUGAGUGGGCGAGAGACCAUCAGGUUCAUCACAAGUGCUCUGAAACCGACGGAGACCCGCACAACGCGAAAAGAGGAUUUGUUUUCGCACAUAUUGGAUGGUUGAUGGUCAAAAAGCACCCAGAUGUGAUAAAGAAAGGGCAGCAGUUGGAUCUUAGCGAUUUGUAUGAAGACAAAAUCGUUAUGUUUCAGAGGAGGUAGUAAGACCAAUAUUUAAAUGUGUUUUAAGAGCUUAAUUAUUUAUGUUAUUAGUAUAUCCACCUGCUGUUGAUAACAACUACCCACCCUUCUCCCUGCAACGUUAAGACAAUAAUUGGCAAAAGAUCAAGAGCGUAAGGAAAACUAAGGGGAGCUUUAAGUUUUUUUCUGCACUAUUAUAUUAUAAGUGCUUUUACGUUACAUAAGCUUUGUCACUGUUAUGUAGAAGUACCUCUCUUCACGUCUGGGAGGAGAUAGUGACAUAGUGACACCUGUGAGGGGGUAGCGGCCAUUUGUGAGAAAACUUAGAAGGUUUUGAAACCGAUCCCCCAAUUUAUCUUAGCUUUUUAGAAAUGAUCCCCCAAUAAAUUUUAGAUAUUGUGAAAGUGACCCCCCCCCCCCAUCAACUACAAAUGUUCUGCUUUAAAUCGUGCCGAUCAAGUUCACCACAAAAUUUAUCUAAAGAGCGGUGUUUACUACUUACUGCUGUUACAUUCAAUUUCAAUUCAUGCUCGUUACUGCUUUGACUUACUUUCAUGAAAUUGAUUAAAAGGACCCCAGAUAAUACUCCCUUAUCAGAAAAUGAAUCCCCAAAACCAAUUAAGAUUUUGAAAAUAAGCCCCCAGCAAAAUAGCUGGCCCCGCCUAACAGGUAAAAACUGACCAGCCCUUGAAGGUUUAUGUUGGUGUUGAUUUAACCACUAUGUCUAGGAUUGAACGCACUAGCAAAAAUUUGCCAACUAAGUUUUUUCGAAAUUGUAGCAAAAAAAUGAUUCACAAGAAAAUUUUGUGCGACACUCACUUGCAAAUAUCGCAAAAAUAGCAAGAAUAACAAAUUUAUCAAAAUUCUUGACUUGCCUCGAGAAGGCCGCAAAUUUCGCCAAAAUCGCAAAAGUAGCAAGAAUUUUUCUUGCUGCCUAAAUAGACUGAGAAACAAAUAUCGCAAGGAUAGCAAGAAUAACAAAUUUACCCAUUAGAGGGCCUUCUUUACCUUCAUUAACUUUUGCUAAAUUUGUUAUUCUUGGUAUUGAUUCGAUAUUUGUUAAAGCGUUUUUCUUAUUGCAAUGAAAACUCUUGUUACUUUUGCAAUUUUUGCGAAAGUUUGUUAUUCUUGUUAUAGAUCGUUUUCACAUGACGUCACGGCGGUCGUAUUUGUUAAUAAAAAAAAUCCUGUGGGAAUUGAACUUUUUUCACAUGUUAUUAAAAUAAAACUUUCUUUUAUUCCAAGCAAUUUGCAAAGCCGCUGACCACGUAAAUGAAAACGAUUUAUUCUUGCGAUAUUCAUCAGGGUGUUUUAUUGUUCCAAUGAGAUUUGUUGUCACUUUUCUUGUGAUUUUUGCAGACUUUUUUCGUUUUCUACAAGCAGUUUCUAUUAAACAUGUUUUUGCUAAAAUUGCGACAAAAAUUUGCCAGUGCGUACAAUCCUGGACAUAAGUGCAGAGAUUUAACAUGAGGCUUUUGCUGUUGCUUGAGAUAGCUUAGUUGAAAGGAGUAACUAAAAAGGUCCUAACAAAUAACUUAAAGGAAGAUUGUUAGGUUUAUUACUAAAUGUUUUCCUUUACCUUAUUCCAGG
This is a messenger RNA of Porites evermanni, 1806 nucleotides long. The record is from the annotation of a GenBank genome assembly. Lineage: Eukaryota; Metazoa; Cnidaria; Anthozoa; Scleractinia; Poritidae.